CGGGUCAGCAGGCGGCGCUCUCACGGCCGCGGUCCAAUGAAGGUAACCGGAAGUGUGACGUCGCUAUCAACAUUAAAGUGCGUCGCGAGUCUUGUUUUAGAGAGGCUCGAUCGAUCUCAUCAUGCCCGAACGCGAAUCUGAUGUUUACUCCAAUCCUCUGGCUCCGGACGGCCAUGAGGUGGAGGACCACCGGUCAGCGCUCCAAUCCAAGCUGACCAAUGAUGACUUCAGGAAGCUUCUGAUGACCCCGAGAUCCACGCCGUCCUCGGCUCCGCCCUCCAAAACACGCCACCAUGAGAUGCCACGGGAAUAUAAUGAGGAUGAGGAUCCUGCAGCUCGAAGACGUAAGAAAAAGAGUUACUACGCUAAGCUGCGGCAGCAGGAGAUGGAGCGCGAGCGCGAGCUGGCGGAGAAGUACCGCGACCGCGCUCGAGAGAGACGUGACGGCGUUAAUAAAGACUACGAGGAGACCGAGCUCAUCAGCACCACGGCCAACUAUCGAGCCGUGGGACCCACCGCAGAGGCGGACAAGUCGGCGGCAGAGAAAAGGCGUCAGCUGAUCCAGGAGUCUAAGUUCUUGGGAGGUGACAUGGAGCACACUCACUUGGUGAAGGGUCUGGAUUUCGCCCUGCUGCAGAAGGUCAGAGCUGAAAUCACCAGCAAGGAGCGAGAAGAGGAGGACAUGAUCGAGAAAGUGCAGAAGGAAGUCAAGAAAGAUGAAGAUCCGGAGCAGAAGAUCGAGUUCAAGACUCGUCUCGGAAGGAACAUCUACCGUAUCCUGUUCAAGGGCCGUCAGAUGGAGCGUAACGAGCUGUUUCUGCCGGGCCGUAUGGCGUACGUGGUGGACCUGGAAGACGAGUACGCAGACACGGACAUCCCGACCACCCUGAUCCGCAGCAAAGCUGACUGCCCCACCAUGGAGGCUCAGACGACGCUCACCACCAACGACAUAGUCAUCAGCAAGCUGACACAGAUCCUGUCGUACCUGAGGCAGGGCACCCGCAACAAGAAACUCAAGAAGAAGGACAAAGGGCGUCUGGAUGAGAAGAAGGCACCGGAGGCCGACGUAAAGUGAGUUCACGUGCAAUCAGAGUUUAUUCCGUCUGUCUGUCUGUCCUCCAAGAGCGUCCGAGACAAAGAGAAGGAGCGCUACCGCGAGCGAGAGAGGGAGAAGGAUCGAGAUCGAGAGAGAGAGAGGGAGAGGGAGAGAGAGAGAGAGAGGGAUCGAGACGAGGAGAAAAGACGACACAGUUACUUCGAGAAACCCCGGGCUGAGGACGAGGCCAUGGACAUUGAUAAAGGUCCAGGCUCUGUGAAGGACCAGAUCAAGCUGAUCAAUGAGAAGUUUGCUGGAGCCGCUCAUUUGCAGGAAGCUGGAAGCAGACGUGAAGAGAAGAAGCAUCUCGGAGAUUUCUUUGGGAUGUCGAACAGUUACGCCGAGUGCUAUCCCGCCACAAUGGAUGAUCUGGCUGUGGACAGCGACGAGGAGGUGGACUACAGCAAGAUGGACCAGGGUAAUAAGAAGGGUCCUUUGGGCCGCUGGGACUUUGACACGCAAGAGGAGUACAGCGACUACAUGAACAACAAGGAGGCGCUUCCCAAGGCUGCCUUCCAGUACGGCAUCAAAAUGUCUGAGGGACGAAAAACCCGCCGCUUCAAAGAGACCAACGAGAAGGCUGAGCUUGACCGACAGUGGAAGAAAAUCAGCGCCAUCAUCGAGAAGAGAAAGAAGAUGGAGGCAGAUGGGGUGGAUGUGAAGCGGCCCAAAUAUUAAAGCUUCAAGAAUCCUUCCAGCUGCAUGAUGCACAUGUAUAAACCGUAAACGAUUUGUGUUGUUUUUCCGAUUCUCCAUGAAGACAGUGAUAGAAAAAGAUGUACUCAUUUUUACUGUUAACCCCAAGUUCUGUUUGUUUGUUGUUUUUUAAGAGUGUUUCAGAAUCAGAUGCAGUCGUGAUACAAGAGCUUUCUAGAUCCUCUUAGUGUUGCCAGUCUUAUUACAAACCCUGAUGCUCGCUGUAUAUCGAUCUAAAGCUUUGUCUUUCUGGUAAUAACGGCGUCCCGUAACGUGGUGAAAUGCACCUGUUUCAACUCAUUUAUUCAUAAAUACAAAAGCUUGUGUAAUCCUGAGUAACGAUAAAAGCAUAACACACUCUG
Puntigrus tetrazona (Sumatra barb) is the source of this 2154-nucleotide messenger RNA. RefSeq names its product IK cytokine (gene ik). Gene Ontology annotation, biological process: mRNA splicing, via spliceosome. The record is from RefSeq and is a predicted model, not a curated record. Lineage: Eukaryota; Metazoa; Chordata; Actinopteri; Cypriniformes; Cyprinidae. Gene Ontology annotation, cellular component: nucleus. The transcript has 20 exons.